Molecule: messenger RNA, 699 nt
Organism: Trichomonas vaginalis G3
Lineage: Eukaryota; Parabasalia; Trichomonadida; Trichomonadidae
Product: protein of unknown function, DUF4106 family
Exons: 1
Coding region: 1-699 (232 amino acids)
Source: RefSeq, a predicted model, not a curated record
AUGGAAGUCAAUGGUGAACCAGAUAUAGCUGGUAUUUUCAGCGCGGCUUUAAUGCCAUUGAAAGAUAUGAAACAUGCAGAUAUUUUGGACCAGUAUGAAAUGAACAUGGCUGAUGGAAAUAUAACACCUGACGUUCUAAAACAUUUAUCUCAAAGAACUACACAGAACCAUAGAGAUGGUAUAUUUGGUGAAGAGUUUAGAAAGAAAGUUAGGGAGGGCGAAGGAAGAGAACCUAUUGUACAUGACCUUGCAAACGAAAGUUUACAAAAUGUCAUAAAAACUUACUUUGCAGACAAUGAAAUGAGAAGGGAUGAAUAUUUAAGAAAACUCAAAUGGACAGUACCAAAUGAAAUGUUAGUAUUGAAAAACAUGUUCCUUGACAAAAUAAAACCAACUACAGAAAUAAACGACGCAAGACUGAAAGAUUGGGUAAAAGCUUUCCCAUUCACAAAAGAUAUAGUUGGUAACAUGGAAAGAAAACCAGAAUGGCUACAAAAACAUAUAUUUGGAAACGAGCUUAUUCCAUAUGGACAGGCACUGUUUGAAGAGCUUGAACCAGAAACUCAGGAAAGAGUCAUGCAAACAAUACGCAAAGACUCAAAUACAGACUAUGACAAACUCUUUCUAGGAUAUAGGUUACCUGAGAUGGGCGACCAGAGCCAAAAGGCAAAAAGACAUGGGAAAUUUGCAACAUACUAG